AUGACACCACCUAUAUACAACCACGAGCGGCCUUGGAUCGUGCUCAUCGGCGGAGGUCACUGUGCCGGUAAAACCUCAGUCGCAAAAGAAAUCCGCCGCAGACUCACCGACAUGUCGACAACACGGCUGCCACUAGAUGUUCAUAUAGUUUCGCUCGCCGACUAUGAGAGAGAAAGAGACCCAGACGCGCACUCCUUUGAUCUGAAUUCCAUCAGAGCAGCUCUCUAUGAAGCAGGCCCAGAUUCUCGAAACAUACAAGAGUAUCGGGAAAACCAAGUAGACGAUAUUAAUAAGAGCCCUUACACACCCAAGCGGUUUGAUUUUGGGCGGCUGUUGCGCGAUCUAAAGAACAAAAGGGGUGGUUUUUCUGGAACCAAACGUGGAGCUAGUUUAAGCAGCGGGACCAAGCAGUUUAGGGGGUGCACGAUUGUGCCACCGACUGUAGUAAUUGUAGAAGGACUGUACGCGCUGUAUAACGCCGAGGUACGCGCAGAAGCGGCUGUCAAGAUAUUUGUGGAUCUGGAUGGUGAUGUACGGUUAGGACGAUGGAUUUUACGAGACGCGCCAAACGAGACAGGCGUGUUUAUUGCAAUCUGCAACGAGUACAUUAACUGGUGCCGUCCAGAGAUGGAACGAUACAUCUACUCCACCAAGGACGCCGCAGAUGUGAUUUUGCCACAGGGAAAUGAGACUGAGAGCGUCAAACUAGUGGCCAAUGGAAUCUAUGACCGUGUGUACAAGGAGUUUGUGGAGUUUUUGGCCGAAGAGCGAGGCGGAAAAAUGGCCGGAAUAGAGAGUGAUGAAUUCCUGUCACCGGUUGUUACCAGCAUCGUGCGCAAUGAGGCUGUCCCGAUGCUGAGCCUGGCAGAAGAGGCCGGUGCCGACCAGCAGUUUUACGAUGUUAACUGA
Molecule: messenger RNA, 909 nt
Organism: Magnusiomyces paraingens
Lineage: Eukaryota; Fungi; Ascomycota; Dipodascomycetes; Dipodascales; Dipodascaceae
Exons: 2
Coding region: 1-909 (302 amino acids)
Cellular component (GO): cytoplasm
Molecular function (GO): kinase activity; ATP binding
Source: RefSeq, a predicted model, not a curated record